This is a messenger RNA of Sphaeramia orbicularis (orbiculate cardinalfish), 2510 nucleotides long. RefSeq names its product lactamase, beta (gene lactb). Bases 138 to 1748 code for a protein of 536 amino acids. Gene Ontology annotation, molecular function: peptidase activity. Gene Ontology annotation, biological process: proteolysis; regulation of lipid metabolic process. The transcript is spliced from 6 exons. The record is from RefSeq and is a predicted model, not a curated record. Lineage: Eukaryota; Metazoa; Chordata; Actinopteri; Kurtiformes; Apogonidae. Gene Ontology annotation, cellular component: mitochondrion.
AGUCAGGCCUGAGUGGAGUGGAUCACAACCCGGAGGUAAUUUGAUCUUAACUACAGGAGUCUGGAAGUCUUCCGCAAACAAAGAGCAGCAUUUCUAAUGAAGAGCAGCAUUUUUAACACAGAACAGCAUUUUUAACAAUGUCGCGUUUGUUUUUUCCGAAUCGUUUUUGUGCCAAAUUUUCCCAGUUUGCAGCCUAUGACCCUCCGUGGUUUGCACUUCGACUCAGACAGCAUCAAAUAAACAAACAGAGGGUUAUUUUGCAGCAACAAAGACCCUAUAUCAGAUCAUGGAGUGCAGCCUCUUCAAAAUACAAGACAAAGUCCAGGAUCUGGGCUUAUGGGGUCGGUGUGGGGGUAGCUUUAGCUGUUGGACUGAAAUACUACGAAGACACAGUGAAGAGUUCGUGUGAUGUUUCAGUGAAAUCUGCACACACUGGUCGAUACAGAGCAGCUAUUGAAGUGAGCAGAGAUCUGUUGGAACGGAUAAAGGUAGGCACAGAGGAUGAGGUCGGAGCUCCAGGGAUGGUGGUUGGGGUCUCAGUAGAUGGUCAACAGGUCUGGUGUGAAGGCACUGGUUAUGCUGAUUUAGAGAAUCGUGUGCCAUGCAGCCCUCAAACGAUCAUGCGAAUCGCCAGCAUCAGUAAGCCUCUCACAACUGCAGCUGCUGCUCGUCUGUGUGAGGAAGGAAAACUAGACCUCGAUGUUCCCGUCCAGAAAUACGUCCCAAAAUUUCCACAGAAACAGAUUGAGGGACAAGAUGUCAUAAUAACCCCUCGUAUGAUUAUGUCCCAUGUAAGUGGUAUACGACACUAUGAGAAGAAUGCUAAGAAACUGGCAGAUGACAGGGAGAAAGUGAAGCCAAUAAAAGAGAAGGAGAAUGAAAAGACAUCUGAAAACAAAGAUAAAUCCACAGCAGAACAGAACAACAAAAGCAAAGAAGCCACUCAGGUUCAGAGGAAAACGGAUGUUGAGCAGGAUGAGUUCUACUUGAAUCAAAAGUUUGAAAAUGUUAGUCAGGGCGUAGACCUCUUCAAGGACGACCCACUCGUUUUUAAACCUGGCACUGGUUUCCUCUACUCCACCCACGCCUAUACCCUGCUGAGUGCUUGUAUGGAACAGGUGGCAGGUCAGCGUUUCCUGGAUUACAUGAUGGGCAUGUUUCGUGAGCUGGGGAUGCUCAAUACUGUGGCUGACGAAAAUGAGCCCAUUAUUUAUCACCGCGCCAGGUUUUACCAUAUUAAAUGGGGUCGUAUUGUAAACAGCCCGUAUGUGGACAACUCCUACAAGUGGGCUGGAGGUGGCUUCCUCUCUACCGCAGGUGAUUUGCUGCUGUUUGGAGAUGCUCUGCUCUACAGCUACCAGCUUGCACACUUAAAGGACACUGAAGGUUUGCUGCCUGGCUUCCUCAAACCCCAAAGUGUCCUGGAUCUGUGGGCCCCUGUCGAUAAGACGGAGGCCACCUGGGAUAAGGAUGGACGCUAUGCCCAAGGCUGGCUGGUAGUGGAGAAACUUCAGAAAUAUGGCCACUGCAGGAAGCGCAGACACUACGUUUCACACACAGGAGGCGCUGUCGGGGCUAGUAGCGUCCUUUUAGUGUUACCUGCUGAAGACAUUGAAAAGGGCCAAGGAAAGAACCGCCACCCUCCGCAGGGGGUGGUGGUCACCAUCAUGACUAACAUGCAGGCUGUUGGACUAAACACAACUGCGCUCAAAAUUGCACAUGAGUUUGACAAAGCCAGAAGCCUGUGAGAGUAAGUUGUUUACAGAAAUAAUUGUGUUUACAUCACAAUGCACAGUAAUUUCAAAAUUAAGCUUAUAAUUUUCAUACAAGUAUUAUAUUCAGAUAUUUAUAGAGGAUGUUUAGGAAAUUACAUGUAUUUGGACAUGUAUUUUUUCAACAUUUUAUAGAUUCUGAUACUGUUUUAAUUAAACAGAACUUGACAAAUGUCCAUUUUGCCACUAGGUGGAAGCAAUUUACUGCCUUUCUGACUAAUGCUGCUGACCUGUGACGUAAGAUUGUUGGGGUUUUGUACCUUUUCAUGAAUCUCUUGGAUAGCACAAUAAUCCAGUACUUUUUCUUACAUUUUAAACAAAUAAGAAGCUUUUGAUACAGAAUGAAAACAGUGCAAUCAAGGCAUUCUCAGUUACAUUUUAAGGCACACCCUGCAUAGAUAUGUCCUCAUAAUUACUAAUCUGACCUUUUUUAAUAUGCCAGAGUUAACCACAAACUCAAAUACACUCCUUUAACAGAAUAAGUCAUUGGAAUAACUGAGAUAAUGUGCCAAAAUUCCCAGUUAAUAAAUGGUGGAAAGAAUUUUAGGAAUUUACUAAGCUGUCAGCUGUCUGAAUGUAGUGUUUUUGCCAAUAGUUUGAUUUUUGUAGAAAUAAAUGAAGUACAAAGAGAAGAUACCAAAAAUGUAGUGACAAUGCAAUGUAGUGAAUGUAGUGUAAGUGUCAUGAGACAACUUCUGUUAUGAUGUGGUGCUAUAUGAAUAAAAUUUGAUUGAUUGA